AUGGAGAAGAAGCACCCUUUCUAUAUACGAUGGAUGGUUGGACUGAAAGAAAAGUGUCAGACUGGGAUUACCGUCCAAAAUAUAUUUGAUCAGAACAAGAAAAUCAUGGUAAGAUUUUAAAUUUAAGUUUUUUAAAUUUUGAUUAGUUUUGACCAUUUUUUAAUAAUUUUUAUUGAAUUUUUAAGUUUUUAAACGAUUUUAAAACCUGAAACACUAAAAUUUCAGAGUAAAUUCCUGCCAGCUGCAUUAAUGAUGCCAGUCGAAGCCAUUCUAGCCUAUUUCGCCUUCCAUGCCCUGAUAUUUUUGGCAUUAAUGGCACCGGUCGCUUCUGAAAUCAAAGGAGUUUUUGGAAGGAAAGGUCUUCAACUCACGAAACAUUUCAAUAAGAUGCGAACUGAGGUGAGGUUUUAGAUAUCAAACUUUGAAAAUUCUUAAAAAGUUGUAAUUUAAGCCAAAAAGGGAACUUUAGGCCUAAAAUGAACAUUUGGGCUUAAAAUGAAAAAAAUGUUUUAGGCUUAAAAAUUAACUUCCAGGCUUUAAAAUGAAUUUGUAGGCUUAAACGUGAAGUUUUAGGCUUAAAACGAAACUCAUUUUCUUAUUACGUUUCAAUUUCAGAUAUCCCUGGCCAUUCUAGCUGUCACAGCCACAAUUCAUUGGUUUGCCAUUCCAGCCUGGCUUGAUUGGAGUUUUUGGCUUCGUCCGGCUAUUAAUAUUCGACCACAGUUGGUAAGUUUUGUCAUUUUUUUCAGCUGGUUCCACAAAAGUCUUGUCGCCGAUUUGUAUUGCUUUGCACGAUUUAAAACCACAAAACUUUUGUGGAACUCUAAUAUUGGUGUUUUUCGAGAUGUAAAGAAAGUUCUUGUCUCUUUUGUCAAAAAAGUUUUUGACAUUUUCUGUUUUGUAAAGCAAGUUCUCACUAUUUUAUAUAUUUUUUAAAGGAUUUUUAAUUUCAGAAUCUAGUCCACCGUUGCAAGUCGGAACCCUGUCUCGGCUCGUCAGAAUCCAUCAAAGAGUCGAAGUCGGAAGCCGCUCCAUUGAAACGAUCUUAUUCGGCUAACUUUGAAUCCUCGUACGACGUUGGCCUGAACCUGAAGGUGAAGAAUAGUGUUCUGGACAAAUUGUUCGACCCAAUGGAUACUGUAACCGCGGGCUUGGAUGCCAUAAGCGGAAUGAAGGAAGUGACUUCAGAAGACUUACUUUAUAUUUCUGCGAAAUCGACUAAAUUAAGUGCAGAAGGCAUGGUUACUGACUCUAACCUUUGAAUGAAUAAAUAGUUAUUUUUAAAGGUUGAAGGGUGUUGUUUUAGAGUAAUCAAGGUUAAUAAGAUAGGUUAGGAAUGUAAUAACUUUUUGGAAGGAUAGGGGCUUGGCAUUUACUAAGCCUUGUCAUAGUUAUACCACAUCCUUAAACCUAUCUACAUAGGGCUACGCUGACCCCACGAGCAGCCUGAUCCUUCUUACCACGAACAGCCUGAUCCUUGGCAUUCCGCCGCAUCCCGCUCUCUCAGUCGAUGAUUGCCCCGAGGAAGAACAGCACAUGGAAGGACUUGGGAGACUCCAGCACGGACAAUCGAGGGUUGGCACGUUUAGCGAGAGGCUGCUCACGCCACCCCAAGUCGACCGAUCAGUCAAAAUAGGGAUUCGUAAUCGAUUCCUUUUUCCGAUAAUUUGUUUCAUUUCGUUUUACGUUUUUUUUUUGUUUUUUUGGUCGGUUUUUUCGGCUGAUAUGGAAACUUAUUAUACUAUUUUAACGGAAAUGUAGCAAAAACUGUUUCUUUCACCAACAGUUAUCAACUUAUUACACAGUCAAAAGUGUUAUUUUAGCCAAUUUGUCCGUAUAAUAUUUUGUUGGCUGUUGUAAAUUAGAGACAGAGUUUGAGAGUGUCUUGGUAAGUAUUUAAUAUUGUUUUCCCAUGUUUUAGGUUUGAUGUAACAAGAUUAUAACGAAAAUGGUAAUUUUUGAUAAAAGAUUCAACUAUAUACCGAAAGCGAAAGUGUAGAAGUAUUUUUUUAAACUAAAAUAACCUGAUGGCCUACUAUAAUAUCGGAAAGGAAGCUUUUCAAUAUGAGAAUUGAUUUCAUAUAAAUAGACAUUUUUGGUACCAUUUUAAUCGUCGUUUUUUACUGAUACGGCAUGUGUAAAGUCAAGAUGUCAAAAAUCAAAUUUGUAAAAGGAAUUGGACGUUGAUGUUCUUCAUCAUUAGAUCAAUCAAUAUUAAUAUGAAAUAAAAAUGGUAAAUUUGAACAGAUGAAGGACGUAUAUUUAAAAAAUAUAUGAUUUUCGUUAUUUAAAAAUUGCAUUGUUUCAUAAAAGUUUUUUACAAUUGCAGCUUUUAAUUCUAAAGUCGACCGUGAUGCGGCAAAAUGCCAAAAAGGAAAUAAUUCGUUUUCUAUUGGUUCGGGGUGGCGUGCUGCUCCGCUUGGGCCGUGAUUUUUAGGCUUCUACGAUUAUUGGGUUCAUAUAUAUACCUUACUGUAUCGCGUAUCGUAUAGUAAAUAGUAUUGAUCGUUAUAUCCUCGGCUCUUAUCGUAUAGUAAGCCUUAUAUCUUAUCGUUCCGAUUAUGUUACGGUCGUCCACGUAAAAAGAAUGGAAAACUUUGUGAUGUUUUUAAAUACGAUAUUGACGUGUAUUGGCGGGGUUGUCCAGUUUUUGGUUAAUACUCAUGUCUGAGGCAUUGUAAACAUUGUUAUUGCGGUAUGUUUAUAAAAUUUGUCAAUUCUUCCGUUUUGUCUUGAUUGGUUGGGAUGCACGUCAUACCAAAAAAUAAAAUUACAGAUACAAAUAUAUGUCUUGUCGUAGAGUGUUUGGCUUUUUUAUGAAAAUUUAUGAAACACUUUUAGAUCGUAUGUGUUAUCGAAGUUGUCUUUUCUGUGGCAACAAUUUAUGCACAAAGACAUAAUAUUGAAACUAUGUUUUCGUUGUCGGAGAUGGUCUCACGCAUCUUCGUAAUUGUUGGAUCCUUCGGUGAUAUUUUCACUUUGUUUUACACACUUGCUUCAGUUUUUUUCAAUAACGAUGGUGGGAUGAAGUGGGGCCACUUGUUUAUGGUACUGGUAAACUUAAUGUGUGCGUUUACUACGUUUCUAUUCGUCACCUUCAGUAAUACGGUAAGUAAAGGAGGCUAAGCGAGUAGUUAAGGCUUAGGCUAAUGCUCAGGCUUUAGCUAGAGCUUAGGCUAGGGCUUAGGUUGGGGCUCGGCUGGGGCUAUUGCUGGGACUUGUGUUUGGGCUGGGGCUGGAGCUAAAGCUAAGUCUAAGGUUCAGGCUUAGUUAGGCUAGAACGUAGGUCACUAGUUAGGCUCCGUUAAGACACUGUGGUUAAAUUUGCAUUAUUUUGUAAUAUUUUGUUUUAAAUUUUAGGGUGGACAAGAGUACUUUGCUCCUUAUGCGAAGUUUUUGCCAGCAUGUCUUUUUUUUUGUAUAUAUAGCUACUGCUAUAAACAGUGCUGCGUCAGUAGGCGACUGUGUGCUGAACACCGCAAACGCGGUCGAAGCACCGUUGUUCACCGUCAGUAGGACUGACGUGACUUACUUGACGUACUUUUGUGCUGCUCUGAUGGUUGUGGCGGCGUUGGCCUACGCCAUAUCGAUUUGUUUGAAAGAACGGCGGAGGUGUCUUAGACGGAAUGUAGAAAAUAAUGGAGGCAACGAGAUAGACUUGGUGGAGCUUGGAGGUCAAGGUUUUUUUAAUUUUAUGAUUACUUACAAUGUUUUCGUAAACUUGCCAGAAACUUCGUUGCUUACUACCGUGUAACCGAGGCACAGAUGAGGCUUUUACAGCCCUCUGUUCUUUAAAAUAACAAUUUCUAAUUAUCUUUUUUUAGAUCGUCACCCUAGAGAAGAAGGCAUCCACGACGACCAGCUGGACGACUACCUGAACACCGCCGCCAGUGACGUACCGUCCGGUCGCGACGAGUUGGACGACUACUUGAACAUGAACACAGACGAUGCGCUGACUGGACAUGAACGCCCUCAUCUGACUGAAUAUUUGAACACGGCUACGGCUGAUGUGUUGACUGGACGGGAGGAGAUGGACGAAUAUUUGAAUACAGCUGCUUCUGAAGUCGCUACAGCUCGUGGACAAGGAGAUGUGCUGACGGACAAGGUGAGCGAACUUGGAUUGGAAGAGGAGCACGAUUUGAUGACUGGCAUCAGUCUUGGUGGAAGCAAGGGUAAGUUAUUGAGGAACUGAGGGUUUUUUGGAGACAAGUUAUACGAUAAAUAAUAUUUUUGGUUGUGUUAUGCUUUGUAAAGAAAGUUCUUGCCGUUUUUUUGUUUUGUAAAGAACGUUUUUGCUAUUUUUUGUUGGCCUUAACCGAAGUAGACAAAAAUAAGAGUAAAAUGUUUUAAAAAUUACAAUUUGAAGAUGUUUUCGAUGUCAAUUUGGAUACUUCUGACAUUUCAAUUUUUUUAAAAUAUUUUAUGGAAUUUGUUUAAAUUUUUUGACAUUUGCAGAACUUUAUGACAUUUUAAAAUAAAUUUUUGAUUUUUCAGCCUACAUUCCCAAACUCGAAGUGAAGAACAUUUACACUCCAGCUCCAACCGCCUUGAGCCAGUCCAAUGCCGCUAAAAAAUUAUUAACAAAUCUCUGGCACACACCUUACAUUAGAUGGAAAUAA
This is a messenger RNA of Bursaphelenchus okinawaensis, 4619 nucleotides long. NCBI's taxonomy places the organism in Eukaryota, Metazoa, Nematoda, Chromadorea, Rhabditida, Aphelenchoididae. The record is from the annotation of a GenBank genome assembly.